This is a messenger RNA of Drosophila takahashii, 1419 nucleotides long. RefSeq names its product glucose-fructose oxidoreductase domain-containing protein 1. The record is from RefSeq and is a predicted model, not a curated record. Lineage: Eukaryota; Metazoa; Arthropoda; Insecta; Diptera; Drosophilidae. Gene Ontology annotation, molecular function: nucleotide binding.
ACCCUGGUCUGCCAACAAAAAUAAACAUUUAUUUUUUCGCCCAAGUUCCCGGAGUUUUUUGCCCAAUUUAAAGCCAUGCUGCCGGGCGUUGGAGUGUUCGGAACGGGCGAGAUAGCCAAUGUGUUGGUUCCCCUGCUGCGGGAGAAGGGAUUCGAGGUGCGGGCCAUUUGGGGCAGGACCCUGAAGGAGGCCAAAGAGACGGCGGCCACGCAGAACGUACAAUUUCACACGAACGUUAUUGAUGACGUUCUCCUCCGAAAGGAUGUGGACCUGGUGUUCAUCGUCUGCCAGCCCUUCCUCCACGCCGAGAUCUCGGUGAAGGCUCUGGGUAUUGGAAAACAUGUCGUGUGCGACAAGCCGGCGGGUUUGCACCAGCAGGAUGCCCUCAAAAUGGUGCGGGCCUCGCAGUAUUAUCCCACCCUGAUCUCCCUGGUCAAUCAUCCGCUGAGGUUCCUGCCCGCCUUCACCCACAUGCGUCGCUGCCUGCAGGAGGAGCUGAUCGGCUCCCUGGGCGACGUGGUGCUCAUGGACGUCCGCGUGCAGAUGGGCACCCUCUUCCCCGAGAAAUACAACUGGAUGUGCGACGCGCAGAUGGGCGGCGGUGCCUUGAAUCUCGUGGGUUCCGUGGUGGAUUUGGUCACCUUCCUGCUGCAACAGCAGGCCAUUCGGGUGCAUGGGGUACUGCGAUCCUACACCAAGACCACGGCGGCCAUCAAUGGCAUACGACAGAUUACGGCGCCGGAUUUCUGCAACUUUCAAAUGGAACUGGCCAGCGGAACUCUGGUCACGGUGGCUCUCCACAGUCACACAGUGCCUGCCAAGGCCUUCUCCCAGGAAGUGCUCAUCUAUGGCAGCAAGGGACACCUGGUGGUGCGAGGCGGCGAUCUGUUUGUGCUCAAGGAGGGCCAACCCAAAGAGGAAGCUGUCUACGUGGACGUUCAGGACUUGCACUUCGCCACCAAUAACUCCUUGCUGCCGAGACCCUAUAUCAAGGGACUCUGCAAGAUGGUGGGCGCACUGAAGGAGGCCUUUGGCAGCAAGGAAUCCUCGUGGGUUAAGGCCCCCGUUUCCACAGCCGCCACCUUCGAGGACGGCCUCUAUGUCCAGGCUGUGGUGGAGGCCAUUCGGAAAUCCAACGAAACCAGGCAAUGGCAAAGGGUGCAGUUGUCCACCGACAGUCCUUUAAAUCACGAUCAGAUCAUCCGAUAUGCACGCAUGUCCACUAUGUAGGGAAUCUCGGUCUUAAGUGCAAUAACUAAAGGAUUCCAAUAUAUAUUUUUUUAUAUAAUAUACGUGUUUAGCUGUAAGCAUUCAAAGGAUCGCGGCUUUUAAGCCUGCGUCACCUCCAUUAAUGUAUUUAACUUAUUUUGUAACGCAUCUGCAUUUUGAAACUAAUAAAAUUGAUUUGUUAGACAAGGA